Messenger RNA from Aureobasidium namibiae CBS 147.97, 2892 nucleotides. RefSeq lists its product as uncharacterized. Bases 1 to 2892 code for a protein of 963 amino acids. The transcript has a single exon. Gene Ontology annotation, cellular component: membrane; cytoplasm. The record is from RefSeq and is a predicted model, not a curated record. NCBI's taxonomy places the organism in Eukaryota, Fungi, Ascomycota, Dothideomycetes, Dothideales, Saccotheciaceae. Gene Ontology annotation, biological process: protein folding in endoplasmic reticulum.
AUGCAGUACGCUUUCAGAAACGGCAGAGCGCUGGCGGUACUGCUGUUCGUGCUCUUCCAUCUGUGUCUUAUCGCCUCGGCGCAGCAUGAAAACAGUAGUAACAAGACAUCUGUCCCUGCCGUCAGCAGCAGCAGCAGCAGCGGCAGCAGUAGUAUCGCCAACACCAGCGUCUCUUCAACACAGGAUGCACGAAACAGCGAGUUACGCCAAACAACAUGUCGCACUGGUACGGUCAACUACAUCACCCACUCCCUGCCUCAGCAGUGUCUGAACCGCUCUUCACCGACUUCGAACUCGACCACCAGCCUCACCCCUACCGUCACUCCUGCUCCGGUCACUGCAGACUCGACAUCCAUAUCAAGCAGUCUUACUCCAGAAAAGCCACAUACCUCCUCCACAGAGAUUCGGCAGCCUUCCGCGAUACAACCCGAAGCCGAGGUCGAGACAGACUCACCAUUGGACAAUGCAAACUUCUUGUCGUUCGAGGAAUGGAAGAAACAGAACUUGGCCAAAGUUGGUCAGUCGCCUGAGCAUGUCGGCCAGAAGUCACACCUCAGACAGGACAAGGUCGUUCGCGAACCGCGACCCAUCGACAAUGCCCUCGAUAUUCUUGGCGAAGACUCCGAAAUCGAGUUGGACUUUGGUGGCUUUGGAAGGCAGGAUAGUCUUUCGUCAUCAACUGCCAGUGCUCAGCCUGCGGCGGCUUCUGAACCCACUCUUCGAAGCAAGGAUGCUGGCAAGACUUGCAAAGAACGAUCCAACUAUGCCUCGUUUGAUUGUGCCGCAACCGUGCUCAAAUCCAACCCUGAAUCCAAGUCUGCGCACUCUGUCUUGAUCGAGAACAAGGAUAGCUAUAUGCUCAACAUUUGCUCGAGCUCAAACAAGUUCCUGAUUGUCGAACUUUGUAACGAUAUCUUCAUUGAUACCAUCGUCCUGGCGAACUACGAGUUCUUCUCCUCGAUUUUCCGUACCUUUAGAGUCUCGGUAUCCGAUCGGUAUCCUGUGAAAGCAGAUCGCUGGAGAGAACUUGGUGUAUUUGAGGCGCGGAAUACUCGUUCAGUUCAAGCUUUCCUGGUUGAGCAGCCACUGAUCUGGGCCAGGUAUCUUCGGAUUGAGUUCCUGACUCAUUACGGUAAAGAGUAUUAUUGUCCGGUCAGUCUUCUCAGGGUACACGGUACUACGAUGAUGGAAGAGUUUCGACACCAGGAAGAGUUGGCUCGUGGUGAAAUCAGCGAUGAUCUGGAGGAAUCCGUCAUGCCUGAUGCUUCGCUGUCUCCUGCUCAGGAUCCUCCUCAAGAACCUCUUCAGUCUUCGAAAGAAGCUGACAAGUCUAUUGCUGUAGAGUCUGCAAAACCUGUCGAGACUGCAACUGAAAGCUCCACUGUUUUGCCAUCAUCAGGCGCACCUAGAGAAUCUUCAAGUGCUUCGAGAGUGUCUACAUCGACAAGCUCUGAGGUACAAUCUCCCAUCGCUAACAGGGAACAUACAUCGACCAUCACACAACCCCUCACAAAGAGCGCUUCCAAGGACGCGUCAUCAAACAACAGCACCACACCAGAUACAAAUGACAUAUCACAGACCACUGCAGACUCUAACACACAGACAAGCAAUCUUAAGAACACGACAUCGACGUCCAUCCGAGUCGCCUCAAGCCCAACCAAUAGCUCGUCAGGGGCGGUGAUAUCCUCUGAGCCCAUCGUCACGCCUCAAGCAAAAACAUCCUCUACAAUCGCUGAUGCUGUUAAGAAUUUUUCGCAACAGAUACCGCAAGAUUCGAGCAGCAAAUCGGUGUCUGUCAAGUCUAGCAUCUCCCAGUCUGCCAACUCUAGCGCUCACAUCAAAAGUGCUAACGCAAGUAACAAGCAGUCGUCUCCAGCGCCUGAGGUUCACCAAAAACCCGGUACAUCGACUGUCUCUUCAGCUCAUGCGAAUCCCAGCACUCAAGAGUCAUUCUUCAAGUCGACCCACAAACGUUUGCAGAUGCUCGAGACCAACGCUACGCUGUCUCUCCAGUAUAUCGAGGAGCAGUCUCGCAUCCUGCGCGAUGCCUUUAUCAAGGUUGAGAAGCGACAGAUAAAAAAGACUGAAUCAUUCCUUGAGAACCUGAACGCAACUGUAUUUGCUGAGCUCCAAGACUUCAAACAACAGUACGAUCAGUUGUGGCAGAGUACCGUCAUCGAGCUUGAUAAUCAUCGUGACCAAUAUCAGAGGGAGAUUCAUGCUGUCAGUGUUCGGUUGAGCAUCGUCGCUGAUGAGUUGUUGUUCCAGAAGCGUAUGGCCAUUGCUCAGAUGACGGUUUUGAUGGUCUGUUUGAGCCUUGUCUUGUUCGUACGCACAGGAGCCAGUGCCAGUCUGGACAUCCCCAUUAUUCAGCAGAUGGUCAACAAGUCACAAUUCGGAAGGGGCGCUUACGACUCUCCUCUUAAUUCACCCUCACCAGACCAGCAAUCUCCUCCCUUUACCAAUGGAGAGGUCAGACGCAGGAGAGGAUUCUGGAGAGGCAGUUUUCAUUCACCUGCAUCCCCCAGACCUAUUUCCAGAGGCAAUGGGAAUAUAUCUGAGGCAUCUAUGGAGGAACAUCCUAGGGUUGAGAAUCCUGACCUUAGGUUCCAGCCACCAACGCCAACUUUGGGGGUCGAAAACACGACAGAUGGCGAAGACGGCAUUAUAGUGGCACCUUCGGCAUCAUCUCUACAUGGCGAAGGCACGUUUGUCGAGGAGGGAAUAGAGAGUGACGAAGAAGAUCAGGGAGAAGAAGAAGACUUCGAGAGUUCUUCGGCAUCGUUACCACAAGAGACACAGUCAUCGCCCUCGACACCAAGUGGCUCGCGAGACCUCAAGAUGCAACCUUGGCCGGCUGGAGAUGAGAGUGGAAUUGGAAGCGAUGAUUGA